Molecule: messenger RNA, 978 nt
Organism: Protopolystoma xenopodis
Lineage: Eukaryota; Metazoa; Platyhelminthes; Monogenea; Polystomatidea; Polystomatidae
Source: the annotation of a GenBank genome assembly
GUGCGCGGCAGUGUCGAGAUCCGCUUCGCAUUGGGCCAACCAUUCAAGGUGGACGACUCAUCGGCCACUCUUGGCUCAGUGACACUGGCCGAAGACAGACUGAGCAACGCAUCUUCGAGCAGUCGUGGCCUCGACUCACAGUCACGGUCGCACAUUUCUCAGCAACCCUUGCCCCGGCUGAUGGGCAAGCUGAAGUCGACGUUGGUUUGGCAAUACCACGUUGUUUCUGACUCUGGCUCUCCAGUUCGAGGCCUGCCCAGCCUCACUCCCGGCUACCUGGGCGCCCUGCCUCGCUUCGAUUUGUAUGGCUUGGCCACGGUAUCUCAUUCGGAUCCUUUCAUUCAGGCGAACACAGGCGAGCUCUGUGUUCAAUUAGCCAUGGCCACUCGGCCAAACACAUCGCCGGUGCGCAUCAUGGCCCAGCUGGUGCACGCAAGUAAUGACGUCGCUGAGGACUGUUCACAACAGCUGCUGCAGCAGAUGCGCGAGAACCAGAUCUACUUCUUGAUCCGGUUUCCGCAUCCGGGCUACUUCAAGCUGCAGAUCUACGCGCUUCCGCAACACGAGGUCGGCGACUCGCUGCCUAGCGUCUACAACUACCUGCUCGAGGCGACUCAGGCUCACCGCGGCCGAGUCAGUCUGGCGGCAGUACCGUUUCCAACACAAUUCGCCCAGUGGAAAGAGGGCUGCUAUCUGCACCAGCCGAUCGACGGUCUGCUCACUCGGCCGACGAGUGUUGCCGGCGCGGGGACCAACAACGAUUCGAUCACCUUCGCCGUGACAGUUCCACGCGCCCGCUCCAUGGCUGCUGUGGUCGGCGACGAAUGGACGCAUCUGGAGCUGCAGGGCGAUCGCUGGAACGGUCGGGUGCCAAUGCGGAAACACUGGGGCCGAGAGCCCAGCCUGGCUUUGUGUGCAAACUACCGCGAUUCCGACUCGAACUAUGUGACUCUUUUAGAAUACACACUGGGCAGAUGA